This is a messenger RNA of Diceros bicornis minor, 2002 nucleotides long. RefSeq names its product transcription factor AP-4 (gene TFAP4). Gene Ontology annotation, cellular component: nucleus. The transcript has 7 exons. Gene Ontology annotation, molecular function: DNA-binding transcription factor activity, RNA polymerase II-specific; RNA polymerase II cis-regulatory region sequence-specific DNA binding; protein dimerization activity. Bases 180 to 1196 code for a protein of 338 amino acids. Lineage: Eukaryota; Metazoa; Chordata; Mammalia; Perissodactyla; Rhinocerotidae. Gene Ontology annotation, biological process: regulation of transcription by RNA polymerase II. The record is from RefSeq and is a predicted model, not a curated record.
AGAGACCUCCCUCCCGCCCCUCCCGCCCGCCUCCCUCCCCUCGCCGCCGCCGCCGCCAGCAUCUGGGACCGGCCGAUUCUGCACCUCCGUCCGCCGCUGCCCUUUGAUUCGGAUUUCCAUCUUGCAUUCUCCGGCGGACCGCGGGACCCGGCUCGUGCGGAGGAGGGGGGCCGAUCGCUAUGGAGUAUUUUAUGGUGCCCACUCAGAAGGUGCCCUCUUUGCAACAUUUCAGGAAAACAGAGAAAGAAGUGAUAGGAGGGCUCUGUAGCCUUGCCAACAUUCCACUGACCCCUGAGACUCAGAGGGACCAGGAGCGGCGGAUUCGGCGGGAGAUCGCCAACAGCAACGAGCGGAGGCGCAUGCAGAGCAUCAACGCGGGCUUCCAGUCCCUCAAGACCCUCAUCCCCCACACAGAUGGAGAGAAGCUCAGCAAGGCAGCCAUUCUCCAGCAGACAGCUGAGUACAUCUUCUCCCUGGAGCAGGAGAAGACCAGGCUCCUGCAGCAGAACACGCAGCUCAAGCGCUUUAUCCAGGAGCUGAGCGGCUCGUCCCCUAAGCGGCGGCGGGCGGAAGACAAGGAUGAGGGCAUUGGCUCGCCGGACAUCUGGGAGGAUGAGAAGGCGGAAGACCUGCGGCGGGAGAUGAUUGAGCUGCGGCAGCAGCUGGACAAGGAGCGCUCAGUGCGCAUGAUGCUGGAAGAGCAGGUGCGCUCGCUGGAGGCCCACAUGUACCCGGAAAAGCUCAAGGUGAUCGCACAGCAGGUGCAGCUGCAGCAGCAGCAGGAGCAGGUGCGGCUACUGCACCAGGAGAAGCUAGAGCGAGAACAGCAGCACCUGCGGACCCAGCUCCUGCCCACUCCAGCCCCCACCCACCACCCCACGGUGAUUGUGCCGGCGCCGCCGCCCCCUCCCUCCCACCACAUCAACGUUGUCACCAUGGGCCCCUCCUCGGUCAUCAACUCUGUCUCCACGUCGCGGCAAAAUCUGGACACCAUUGUGCAGGCGAUCCAGCACAUCGAGGGCACCCAGGAAAGGCAGGAGCAGGAGGAGGAGCAGCGGCGGGCGGUCAUCGUGAAGCCGGUCCGCAGCUGCCCCGAGGCGCACGCCUCCGACACCGCCUCCGACUCGGAGGCCUCGGACAGCGACGCCAUGGACCAGGGCCGGGAGGAGCCGGCGGGGAGCGGGGGGCUUCCCUGACCACCCUCAGCCCUCCUCUCCCGUCUGGGGGCUGGAGGGGGCCAGGGCAGCAACAGGGAGAAACGCGGGCGCACGACUGAGGAAUUUUUACAAAAUUACGACGUCAUUUGGGUCUCUUUUAUGACCUCUUUUUCAAUACUGUAAAUCGACCUUUGAGUGAUGCCACCCAACCCGAGGUCCCGGAGGCUGGGGUGGCAGGAGCGCGUGGGAGCGCCGGGACACCUGGGGCUGGGCCUCCGCCCGGGCUGGGGGAGCUGACGCUGGGGUGCCUGGCCCCUCUCCGACAAAAAGCAUUUUUUCAUUUAAACAUGUUUUUAAGAACAGGGGAAAUCAAACAAAACCCCAAGGUAUUUCUGCCCUCCCCAGAGCCAGUCCUAUGACCGUCAGUUUUUAACUCCCCUCCCCCUCCUCUUUUUGGGUUUCUUCUUUCUCCUUUAAGCACUUACCUGGGUGGGGGUCUGGUUGGGUUGGGGGUCCGGGGGGUCUACUUUGCUUCUCGGUUGGGAUUUGCUGCUGCCCUUCUCCCCUCCCCACCCGUCUCAGCACUAGGAUUCGCCACUCUCCACCGCCACCCAGCCCCCACCUCUCCCUCCAGUGUCCCAUCUUCAACUCCCAAAAAUGUCUUUGUCUCUCUCGUUUUGUUUGUUGUUGGUUUUUUUUUUGGAUUUGUUUUUUGUUUUACAAUUUUGAGGUCUUUGUGUUCAAGGAGAAGCUAUUAUAUUUUGUUAAGAAAGUGGGGGGAAAAAAACCAAGAGGCCACUGUGCCUUUAUAAAGAAACAAAAUAAAGUUUGUACUUUGUUUUUUA